CUAGGUUAGUUGAGUAGGUACCUCUUUCAUAAGAACAUCGUCGAGCUGCAAACGUACUGUAAUCACGUAGACCUGUUGAAUUGGUGGGUAAUUCGCUCUAGCUUAGGCCUGAGCACGAUCUCAAGUCAGGGAACGUAGGUGACCUGCCUAGUCCCCCUGGUUUCUCGGCGACAGUGGGAUUCCCUUGGCUAAUGCUGAUGGAUGAUGCCGUACUUCCGUCUCACCAACCUUAGACUAAUAACGGCGGGGUGGAUCUCGUGGGAGCGUGAGAAAACAAGUGAUCGUCUUUACUCUGUUCACCACGUCUGAACUAAGCAUGUCAUGGUGACGCGGACGGUGAGCAGACUCGCCCGCCUGCCGGGACACCGCGCGUCUCGGGCGAGAGUGCCGCGAAAUGCAGACAGCGCAUCGCCAUCGAAUUCUUUAUUAGCAGCAGCCGCUGAUACCGCAUCUGAUGAGCCGUCCUCUCGUGGUCCGCGUUGCAACGGGAGGAGAGGGCCCGACGAGGAAGAAAGUGACACGAGACCAGGCUGGCGCUCAGCAUUCCAAAAAUUGAUUGAGGGCAGCGCAACUGCCUUCGGGUCAAUUCUAGUUCUCGGGCUAGCUGGUUAUUCCUACCAUGCGUACUACAAGGCGCAUGUGCUGCGCAAGAUGGAAAAUGCGUUCGCUGUUGGGUAUUCGAGCGUAGAGCUGGCAGCAUUGAGUCGCCAUGUCAGCGCGACCAUCCCGCAUUCCAACCUCACAGCUGCAGACUUUGAGGAGAAUGACUGGGUGCCGCGAUCAGAGCAGGCCAUCAUCGAUAGCAUUGUCGACGGCACUAUCAAGGGACAGUACCAUCUGAUCACGGGAGAGAAGGGAACCGGCAAGACGUCCAUGCUUCUCAAGGCCAUGCGACAGAGUGGCGGCGAGGGUACGGCCAUGCUUGAGGCCCACGGCGAUCCCGAGAUAUUCCGCGUGAGGCUAGGCAAGGCCCUCGACUUCGAGUUCCAUGAGGACUACAUUGGGAGCUUGUUUAGUUUCAAGGGGCCACGCGAUACGACCGCCCUGCUCGAUAUCGAACGCGCCUUCAACAAGAUGGAGAAGAUUGCACUCAAGCGCAAAGAGCAGGUUGGUAAGCCGCUCGUACUCAUCAUCACUGGCGCGCAUCUAGUGCGCGACGAUGCCGAUGGUCAGGAUCUGCUUGAGUUGAUACAACAACGGGCCGAGCUCUGGGCCGCAAGCAACCUCGUCACCGUCAUCUUUGUGAGCGACGACUACUGGACCUUGGAACGCCUCAUGUGGCAAGCGACCCGCCUGCGUGUAACAACAGUGCACGAUGUUCCCCGAGACACCGCUAUGCAAGCACUGAGGGCCUUUCGUUUGAAAAACCACAACGAAGACGUGCCAAUGCCUAUCCUCGAGCAAGUGUACGAAAAGGUGGGUGGGCGUCUUAGCUUUCUUAGCCGCGUGGCCAAAUCAGAGAAUAUGAUCAAGGCAUGCGACUCCAUCUGUGAGCGUGAGAAGCGCUGGCUCUUAAGCCACUAUUGGAUCCUGGGAGCGGACCUGGACCCUGGCGGGGAAACACAGCAAGACUUGUCAUCGGCUGCCAUGCUUCUAGCGAAGGCUCUCGUCGACAAAGAGAAAGCGAUGAGAAAAGCCGGGACUUACGAUGGCCGACUACCUCAGAUACCCAUCCACGAAGCACAGCAGCUCAUGACGAACUCGGCCUGGAUCAAGGAACACGAGCACAACAACAUCUUCACCAUCAACUCCGACGGUAUGGUCCAGGCAGAUUCUGUCGCAAUGCAGCAUGCUAUGCGCGAGAUUUGCGAGCGGGAAGGUUUUGAUGAGCACCUCCAAGCGACCUUGGACCGUCUAGAUGAGAUUGAGUCUCUGCAAAGAACCAGAGAGAUCACACUGAAAGAUCUACAAGAGAAUGGAGAGUAUCAAGCCAAUAUUAGCAAUGGGGUUAUCUCCAUUAAGCUUGGUUCAGCAAAGGCAGCUGAGACCUCGAAGUGAUGCCUUUGCAGGGCUUCAGCAGAACCCUGAAACAGUCCCAUCAGCGCCCCCUCGCCAAAUCCCAGCAGAGUGGUGUACUACGUACUCGUACGUCAACUAACCCGGCCCCCCGUCACUGCCCCGUCGAAGCCCGUCGAAGCCUUCCGGGCCACUGGUAAUAAUUGAGCCAAACCCCGGUUACAGCCCUGUUGAAUCCCUGUCAUUAUGUCGAGUUAACAUUGUACAUUGUACAUCCUGGAACUGAGCCACCCCAAGCAUGAAAAUGAUUCGACCAAAGCUAUUCAUUGCUACGAUAAUCUUCAACGCU
This is a messenger RNA of Xylaria bambusicola, 2305 nucleotides long. RefSeq lists its product as uncharacterized. The record is from RefSeq and is a predicted model, not a curated record. The transcript is spliced from 4 exons. NCBI's taxonomy places the organism in Eukaryota, Fungi, Ascomycota, Sordariomycetes, Xylariales, Xylariaceae. The coding region runs from base 322 to 1998 and encodes 558 amino acids.